UGCAGCGGCUGAGCGCAGCUUGACUCACCGGCAAGCUCAGCGGGGGGGACUCUCCUUCUUAGUGUUGCCAUCAGAAAUAUUAUUAUCACGGCCCGGGUAAAGCCUUUCAAGCCCACGGAGGAUUUGGCGAUGCCUCAGCCGGGACGUGAGAGCGCAGGGGAGGACUGACUCCACGGCAUCGCGUCCGCCGUGGUUCCAAUUUGGACACAUUGCUCGAGCGCGUCUUCGCCUCACACUCCACCUGCCGAGCGCGCGUCGGGAACGAGAAAGCCCAUGGAGGGAUGUCGCGAUGCUGUGCACAAGGAGAACUAAAACUUUGGUGUCGACAUGCGUGAUCCUGAGCGGCAUGACCAACAUCGUGUGCCUGCUGUACGUCGGCUGGAUCACCAACUAUGUGGCCAACGGGGGUCCCAAAGUUGCGGAGAGCGGCGGCGGUGCUGGCGGCGGCGGCGGCGAGGCGGAGAGAAAGUUGGAGGAGGACAGUAAGGGGGAGACCCUGAGGAUUAUCGAGAGGCUGGACCGGCUGGAGAGCGUGGUCAACGAGCACAUCAAAGAAACCCCACUGAAGGACGGCGACGACGCUGCCUCCUCGUCGGACUCCGCCUCCGAUUCCGCCUCCACUCUGUUCGACCGCUGGGGUCACGACCUGGGCCCGGAGAGUCGAAGGGUCGCCCUCAAGAAGUUCCGUUACUAUGGCUACAACGGCUACCUGAGCGACCGCAUCUCCCUCACGCGGCCGAUCCCAGAUUUACGACCGGACGGGUGCAGAAACAUGUCAUACUCAUCAGAUCUUCCUCAGCUUAGCGUCAUCUUCAUCUUUGUCAACGAGGCCUUGUCGGUGUUGCUGCGCUCCGUCCACACAGCCGUCCAGAGGACUCCGGCGCACCUGCUCAAAGAGAUCAUUCUGGUGGACGACCACAGCAGCAGCCUGGAGCUGAAAGAGCACCUGCAGAGCUUCGUGGACGAGACCAACGCUCAGCACGGCCCGGGCUUCGUCAAGGUGGUCCGCCAUGACAAGCAGGAGGGGCUGAUCAGGUCCAGAGUGAGCGGGUGGAGGGCCGCGACCGCCCCCGUCGUCGCUCUGUUCGACGCACACGUGGAGUUCAACACCGGAUGGGCAGAACCUAUUCUGCAGCGGAUAAAGGAGGACCGGACCCGGGUGGUGUCUCCCUCUUUUGACAACAUCAAGUACGACACGUUCGAGAUCGAGGAGUACCCGCUGUCUGCUCAGGGCUUCGACUGGGAGCUGUGGUGUCGAUACCUCAACCCACCAAAGUCCUGGUGGACACAACGCAACCACACGGCCCCGAUCAGGAGCCCUGCUCUGAUUGGCUGCUUUGUUGUCGACAGGAGGUACUUUGAGGAGAUUGGCCUGCUAGACGAAGGCAUGGAAAUUUACGGCGGAGAAAAUGUGGAGCUCGGCAUCAGGGUGUGGCAGUGCGGCGGCAGCGUGGAGGUCCUGCCCUGCUCCAGGAUUGCACACAUCGAGCGCGCCCACAAACCCUACACGGCCAACCUGACAGCCCUCGUGCGUCGGAAUGCUCUGAGGGUGGCCGACGUCUGGAUGGACCAGUACAGGAGCCACGUCUACAUGGCCUGGAACGUUCCACUACAGAACUCAGGAAUAGACAUCGGGGACAUUUCUCAGAGGAAAGCCCUGCGAGCCAGACUCAAGUGCCGACCGUUCAGCUGGUUCCUGUCUAACAUCUACCCCGAGCUCCGAUCCUACAGCGACACGGUUGCUUACGGAGUGUUGAAGAACAGCCUGAGAGACAACCUGUGUUUGGACCAGGGGCCGGACACCGACAACGUUCCCAUCAUGUACCUCUGUCAUGGCAUGACGCCACAGCAGAAUGUGUACUACACCAGCUCCCAGCAGCUCCACCUGGGAGUGCUGAGUCCGACGAUCGACGACGACGACAACAAGUGUCUGGUGGACGUGAACAGCCGGCCCAGGCUGCUGGAGUGCAGCUACGCCGCCACCAAGCACAUGAAGCUCACCUGGACGUUCUCUCAGGGUGGCUCCAUCCAGAACAUCGAGUCUCAGAAUUGUCUGGAGCUGGUAGAGAGCAAACAGUCAGAGUUCACUUUCCAGCUGGCCAUUCAGGAGUGCACCGAUCAGAAAUGGACCAUCACUAACAUACUGACCGUCCUGCCACAGUGAGCACACUGGCACCAGUCAAGUAAUCCCCUUUUUCGCGAUGGACUAACCCAGUAAGCGAGGAACUUCCAGUGAGAAUUUUCCGGCUUCACCUGAUAAUAACCAAACUGACCCAGACCCGAGAUCGACCUUCGCAGAGUUCUGGUUCACGUAAAAACAAUUAAGAGUCCAGUUAGGAAUGGACUAACAUGCUGACCUAAGCGGCGAACUUAAGUGUCCAAAAAAUGGGCUUGGAUACCAGACCUAUUUUUAACGAGAAUCUGCACAGGAAGAGAUGUGCUUCAAUCAGACACGGAUCAUCAGUAACCUAAUAACCAUUUUAUACCAAUGACCUGAGAGAAGAGACACUCACAGAUGGUGCCGGGGCUCUUAAAACUUCCCACUCUGCAAUCGAAAUGAGAAAUAUAGUCGCUUGUUCCAGGGGGCAGACUCAUGAAAUCAUAUAAGCACUCUGGUUAUUGCAGAAGCCGGCCUGUGAUGUAUUUUGGGUCCCCAUCCACAGUUUAAGAUGGGGCCCGCACUCCCUCAGUCUCAUUGCACAAUCACCAUAACAAAUCGAGUGAGCAUGGAUUCAAUAUGUUUGUGGGGAGAGGGUGCAAUGCAAGGUGUGUGGCUGCACUCAUUCCAGAGAAAUCGAGCAAUUGCGCAACGCAAACUGGCUGAUCUAUUGCACAAAUUAUGUGGAGGAGACAGCUUUUGAUUUAUUACCGUUACACAUUACUUGACUCAGCGUAGGCAGGACGGGUGCCGCAGCUUCCCCCAGUUCCACAAAGACGAGAAAGAAAGAAAGUGUGACGAGAAUAUCCAGCAAGGAUUGGGGACUGUGAAACCUUAUCUCUCUUAAGUUUCAGGGUGCACUUAGUAAUUUAUUCGAGCUGUCGAUCACGCUGGCAGGUGCCAUAUUCGUGAGUACAGGCGCAAGAGGUUCAUCCAGAAAAGAGGAUUUAAGACCUCCCAGUUCCUCUAACACCAGCACCCAGCUCGACUCCGGCUCAUGCAGCACAAGGUCCCAGGCAGACAGAAUCAGGGGUUGUGGGAGUGUCAGUCUACGGCACGAAAACUUAAUGUGUGACGUAAUGUCGUGAACUUUAACCUCCCCGAUCCAGAGGGUGGCUGUAAUUCACAUAAAAUCAGUAGGCCAACCGGCAUUAAUCAACAAAGGAGAAGCUGUUUCGACUUUUUCGCCACAGCCAAACACACACACACACACACACACAACACUACCCUCACUCAAAUCAACCAGAGGACAGCCGUUCUCAUCCGCAACACCCGAUUGUGUCUGAUUGCGGCCGUAGUGAUGUUGAAAAUGUCGGGGUUGGAGAAGAUGAAGCACACCUCAAGGAUCCCACCCUAGGUCUGAUUUCAAGUCAAGCACAUCGGUCCAAUGAAAGCAGGUGAUCUCAAAGCAGAGGAUCAGUGAUGCGAAAGCUCCAACAUCAAAUCGAUACGACAAAUACGAAUACUCGGUCCACAUUGGGGUUUCUAAUUAUUUUGUCUUAUUUAAGCCGUCUAUGCUAAAUGUUUUAUCCUGAGUUCACCAAACAAUAUACUUUGAAAUCUGACCUGCCGUAACAGCUUUAAUAAAGCUGCCUGUAUACACAGCCUCCAUACACCCACGCAGUACUGAGAGGAUGUCUAAACAGGCAAAAUAAUGGAGAAAAAAAAGCCUGCGUGGGUGUAAGAUGGAUGUGCCGGAGCUUUAACAGAGCGAAAAACUCAAGGUCAGAUAUUUACUGUCCUAUUUCAGGGGUCUCUGCCUUCACAGUCCUCUUUUUGAAUUUCAAGACCUGAGGCUUACUACUUCCAUAAAUUCAGCCAAGAAGAAGUUAUGUUACUUUGAUGAUCCACGACCCCUUGAUAACACUCACAUCACUGAGUUGUGUCCACGGGGAAGCAGAAGCUAUGAAAAAGACUGUUCGGUCCCUGUCAGCAGCCGGAACAUGUUGUUACAUGUUUGAUGCACCAAUCACCUGCACACACCAAUAACUGGGCAUACCUUUUCCGUUAAAUGUGAAUAAUAUUUCUGGUUUAUUACAGCUCAGGUCUUAUUUUUGUAGCUUUAACCAUUGUUUCUAUCAGUGAUGGUCAUAGUAACAACCAGGUUAGUCAGACGGAUUUGAAAAUAAAAUAAAGGCAAACUGUUACUCACUGCUCAA
Acanthopagrus latus (yellowfin seabream) is the source of this 4317-nucleotide messenger RNA. RefSeq names its product polypeptide N-acetylgalactosaminyltransferase 18-like. Gene Ontology annotation, cellular component: Golgi apparatus. NCBI's taxonomy places the organism in Eukaryota, Metazoa, Chordata, Actinopteri, Spariformes, Sparidae. Bases 290 to 2164 code for a protein of 624 amino acids. The transcript has 11 exons. The record is from RefSeq and is a predicted model, not a curated record.